Molecule: messenger RNA, 1576 nt
Organism: Gasterosteus aculeatus aculeatus (three-spined stickleback)
Lineage: Eukaryota; Metazoa; Chordata; Actinopteri; Perciformes; Gasterosteidae
Gene: kcnf1b
Product: potassium voltage-gated channel, subfamily F, member 1b
Biological process (GO): protein homooligomerization; potassium ion transmembrane transport; action potential
Cellular component (GO): membrane; voltage-gated potassium channel complex
Molecular function (GO): protein binding; voltage-gated potassium channel activity
Source: RefSeq, a predicted model, not a curated record
CCGUUCAGUGCAAGAAACAGCUUGAUGCGCAAACGUUUACGCAAAGUACUGGACUCCCACUCUGGCUACGUCAACAGUACAGGACACAUCUUUUAAUCGGUCCAAAACUUUUGAGUAAAAUGUGGACAGUUCCGAAGCCAAAAUACAGAACAGGUUCUUGCGGCGAGGGGGAGAUUGCUGUGAACAUCGGCGGAGUCCGGGUGGUGCUGUACGGGGACGUCUUGAGCCGAUACCCGGACAGCAGACUGGCGGAGUUGUUGAACUGCUCCCCUGGGAAUCACGAAGGCAUCUCCUCGCUUUGCGACGACUUCGACCCGGGCAGAAACGAGUUUUACUUCGACCGAGAUCCCGAUGCCUUCAAGUGCAUCAUCGACGUUUACUACUUCAAUGAAAUCCACAUCAAACCCGGUAUUUGCCCCAUCUGUUUCAUCAAGGAGAUGGAGUUCUGGAAAAUAGACCAGUCUGUGUUGGACGAGUGCUGUAAAAGCUACCUGAGCGAAAAGGAGGAGGAGCUGACGGAGAUCGCAAACAAAGUAAAAGUGAUUCUGGAGGACCUGGAGCCCGAUCGCUGCGUUACGUGCACCCAGAGGUGCCAGAGGUUCCUGUGGAGGCUGAUGGAGAAGCCGGGUUCCUCGCGGUCGGCACGCGUCAUUGCCAUCGCGUCUUUCCUCUCGGUCCUGGUCUCGGCAGUGGUGAUGUGCGUGGGGACCAUCCCAGAGCUGCAGGUGGCGGACGCCGAGGGGAUGCUGGUGGAGCACCCGACCCUGGAGGCGAUCGAGACCGCCUGCAUGUCGUGGUUCACCGCGGAGUACCUGCUGCGUCUCGCCUCCUCUCCGCACAAGCUGCACUUCGUACUCUCCUUCAUGAACGUCGUAGACUUCAUGGCCAUCGUGCCUUUCUACGUGGUCCUGUCCCUCACCUAUUUCGGCACCUCGUCCAUGAUGGAGUUGACCAACGUGCAGCAGGCUGUCCAGGCGCUGCGCAUCAUGCGCAUCGCGCGUAUUUUCAAGCUGGCGCGCCACUCCGCUGGGCUGCAGACCCUGACCUUCGCGCUAAAGAGGAGCCUGAAAGAGCUGGGCUUGCUCCUCUUGUACAUGAGCGUGGGGAUCUUUUUGUUCUCGGCGUUGGCCUACACCCUGGAGCAAAGCCACCCAGAGACGCUCUUCAGGAGCAUCCCGCAGUCUUUCUGGUGGGCCAUUAUCACCAUGACCACAGUGGGCUACGGGGACAUUUACCCAAAGACCACGCUCGGCAAAUGCAACGCGGCUGUGAGCUUCCUGUGCGGGGUGAUUGCCAUCGCCUUGCCUAUCCACCCCAUCAUAAACAACUUCGUGGUGUAUUACAACAAGCAGAAAGUGCUGGAGACAGCAGCGAAGCACGAGGUGGAGCUGAUGGAGCUGAAGUCGGGCCGGGACGUGCGCAGGAAAAGCAGAGAUUGAGGGAAGAUUAUACAUUUGAAAUUGGGACAAUGAUACAUUUUCUAUUAAUGUUUGUAUUACAUAUAAUAUAUGGGGCGCCGUUUGUAAAAUGUCGCCGGUUCUAAAAUCCUGCGCAGUUUUGCUACGUUUAGCAUUAU